Messenger RNA from Anopheles coustani, 1957 nucleotides. RefSeq lists its product as uncharacterized. Gene Ontology annotation, biological process: fatty-acyl-CoA biosynthetic process; long-chain fatty acid metabolic process. The transcript has 7 exons. The coding region runs from base 159 to 1895 and encodes 578 amino acids. Gene Ontology annotation, molecular function: long-chain fatty acid-CoA ligase activity. The record is from RefSeq and is a predicted model, not a curated record. NCBI's taxonomy places the organism in Eukaryota, Metazoa, Arthropoda, Insecta, Diptera, Culicidae.
UCAGUUCGACAUAACGAUCGCAAUGGUUUCGAAUCAUUAUAAUCUAUUGAUCAGUUCACAUAAAGCUCUGCUGCAGUUAAGGAAGUUUCGAACGAGGAGCAAAUCUUUGGUCAAUUUUUCUGUGACUUUCUAAGCAAUCUAGUGCUCGGAUUUUUACGAUGAUUUCGCGUGUUAUUACCUCGUCCGCACAGACAACGCGUCGACUUAUUGCUUUAUCGCGGUGUGCAUUUGGUAGUGAGGUGAGCAGACGCCAUGCUAGCUACGAGCGUAACCUGGUGCAGUCUCCAUUUGGGAAUGUUGAUAUCCCAAUGCAGAACGUGACCGAGUACAUCUUUGAAGGAUACGAGAAGUACGCAGAUAAACCAGCUGUGACAUGUGGUGCUUCGAAGCGCUCGUAUACAUAUGGCACGAUCCAUGAAAUGACAAUGCGCAUGGCCCGUGGUUUAAUAUCCCAAAAAGGAUGCGCAAUGCGUAAGAACGAUGUACUGGGUUUGCUGCUUCCAAACAUUCCAGAAUUCGUGCCAGCUCUGCAUGGUGGUCUAAUGGCUGGAUUGACCGUAACGUUCGCCAAUCCCCUUUACACAGCCGAGGAAGUGUGUCGUCAGUUCGAAAAUGCUGGUGUAACGGCUAUUGUCACGUUACCGAUGUUGCUACCUGUUGCGGAAUUGUUCAAACAAAAGGUGAAACAAUACCGGGGAACAAUCUGUAUCGGUGGGAAACACGACGUCGACAAGAAUAUUUAUGGCUUCGAGCAAUUUCUGAUGGAAAAUCAUACAAGCGAACUGCCUGAAAUUGACUGCCAUCGGACCGCCAUCCUCCCAUAUUCGUCCGGGACUACGGGAAUGCCAAAAGGUGUUGAGCUUACGCACUACAAUCUGGUAGCCAAUCUAGCUCAAGGAUCGCAUCCAACAAUCUCCAAAUACUACCAACCGGAAUAUAUUGAUCGCAAAGACACGAUUCUCACAAUUCCUCCUUACUUCCAUAUCUACGGGUUAAAUGGAAUUUUACAUUCAGUGCUCAAGUCGAAACACCACAUUGUAUCGAUUCCAAGAUUCAUUCCCGAUGAUUACAUCCAAUGUCUUGCCGAGUUCCGGCCGCAAUUCCUGUUCGUCGUUCCCUCGCUGCUCCUUUUCCUCGCCACCCAUCCCAAGGUAACGUCGGAUCUGCUGUCGAGCGUCGAAUCGGUGCUCGUCGGAGCCGCUCCGGCCUCGCUGCAACUGCAGGAAAAGUUCCGGCACAAGGUAGGCCGCGACAUCGACAUUGCGCAGGGUUAUGGCAUGACCGAAAGCUCCCCCGUCACGCUGUGUACGCCAUUCCGCUACGAUCAAACAAAGGUGGGUACCUGUGGCCAGCUGUAUCCGAACACCGAAGCGAAGAUAGUGUCGCUGACCGACGGCAGUAAUCUUGGGCCGCACCAGAGCGGCGAGCUGUACAUCCGGGGACCGCAGAUCAUGAAGGGCUACCUAAACAACGAAGCCGCCACCAAGGAGACGCUCGUCGAAGGAGGCUUCUUGCGCACCGGCGACGUGGCCUACUACGACAAGGACGGAUACUUCUUCAUCGUCGACCGAACGAAGGAAUUGAUCAAAGUCAAAGGCAAUCAGGUUUCCCCAACGGAGCUGGAAAACAUUAUCCUUGAGUUGCGGGAAGUGGCUGAUGUCGCCGUGGCAGGUAUCCCCGACGAAGCGGCCGGUGAAUUGCCGCGGGCGUUUGUGGUGCUUAAAGCCGGAACGGACCUCAGUGCAUCCGCAAUUGCUGAACACGUAAAAGAGCGCGUUGUGAAGUACAAACAACUAGCCGGUGGUGUGCUGUUUGUGAAAGAGAUUCCCCGGAACGCUGCCGGCAAAGUUAUCCGGCAGCAGCUCCACAUGCUUGCCGCACAGUAUGAAGACUGAACGGGCCUAACGUGUAGAAUGUGUAAAUGGUUUGUGAAUAAAAGUAGAUAAUCUUCCGGUGU